ACGAAAAGCGUGCGUGCCAAGGGUGCCGCUCGGCUCGGACACUCUCUUCCACGCCUGUGAUGCUCUUCCAGCUGCUGACUGCCCAAUCUGGGCUGCUGCGUGAUGAAGUGAUAUACAGUGCUGUGCUGCCCACCAAGGUCUACUAUGCCUGGACCUGCCUCGUCAUGUUUUGCUGCCGCGCUUUGCACACCGUGAGCGUCUACCUGAGCCUGUGGACGGCCUUGUCACAUGCUCAGGAUGCGCCUGUACCUUCGCCGUAUGCUCAGCCUUCUGGUCUCACUGAGGACAUCACGCAAUGGCUAGCCGUGUCCGCUGGCUCGCAAAUCGCUACAUGCAAGACCAGAAUGAUGGCCAACAUCAACCCUGUGGGCGGUGCGAAUGGGACCGUGGUUGCGUCCACGUCGACGGAAAAUCCCAACUACCAUUACAACUGGGUCCGUGACGCUGCAUUGACCAUGGACGUCGUAGUCAAGCUGUAUUCGGCAGCGUCGGAUGCAAACGCAAGGUCAGGCUACGAGCAGAUUCUCUUCCAGUAUGCGCAGGCCCGAGCCGACGAGCAGAACGACCCGGACUUGCAGACGGGCCUCGGCGAGCCGAAGUUCGAGCUGAACAACUCCGUCUUCACGGGACCGUGGGGACGUCCCCAGAACGACGGCCCCGCCGAGUCCGCCACCACGCUGAUGGAGUUCGCCUCCGCCUAUCUCGCUGCUGGUGGCGACAUGGGGACCGUCAAGCAGAAGAUCUGGGAUUCAAGCAACUUCUCUAACCAGGCCCCCGUGCUGAAGGAUCUGCUGUACGUAGCGUCGAACUGGUCCGCCGACUCGUUCGAUCUCUGGGAAGAAGAGGAAUCCCCGAACCACUUCUUCAACCGCAUGGUUUAUCAUCGCGCGCUGGACAUGGGGGCGAAGUUUGCUGCGAACCUGAGCGAUACGGAGACGGCCAACACGUUGUCUGCCGCUGCUCGCGACGUUGCCGCCACCUUGCCGUCGUUCUGGGACCCGGCCCGGCAGCUGAUUGUGUACGAGAUCGGACCCGUGCUUCGGAACAAGUCGUCCUACAAGGACGUUGCUGUGGUCCUUGGAAUUCUGCACGGCUACAAUUAUGAUGGCAUAUACAGCUAUGCGAACGACCAAGUGCUUGCCUCCGCGUAUCAGCUUGCCACAAGCUUUUUGGCGGUGUAUCCGAUCGCUAAUGUGACGACGGAUGCCUCUGGUGGAACGCUAGGGAUUCCCGUGGGUCGCUACCCCGAGGAUGUCUACACUGGGACCGGUACUGCGCCGAACGGAGGCAACCCAUGGUUCCUGGCUACCGCGGCGUUGGCGGAGCUGCUGUACCGCGCCAGUGCUGAGCUUCAAGAAAAUGGCACGCUCACUGUCAGCAACACGUCCCUGCCCUUCUGGCAAUACUUUGCACCCGCAGCGGGGCUUGCAGCUGGUCAAACAUACUCCAGCAACAGCCAGGCGUUUGGAACCGCCAUUGCGGCCAUCGAAGGCUGGGCCGAUGCGUUCGUUCGGCGCAUCAAGUUCCACACGCCAGCGGACAAGCGCUUGUCGGAGGAGUAUAAUCGAGACGACGGCUUCAGCACCGGAGCUCUCGAUCUCACCUGGAGUUACGCGUCGUUGCUGACGGCUUCAUUUGCGAGGGCAGACCUCAGAGGAGACACUGGAUAUAUUGGUGCAGUUGCGGACCUGGUGUAGAAAAAUAGACACUUUUUAAAAAAGAAAACCUAAAAAAACAAAAACACAAACUCUUUCAGCACAAAAGAGCAGGAA
Verruconis gallopava is the source of this 1772-nucleotide messenger RNA. RefSeq lists its product as uncharacterized. Gene Ontology annotation, cellular component: fungal-type vacuole. Gene Ontology annotation, biological process: polysaccharide metabolic process. Bases 60 to 1697 code for a protein of 545 amino acids. Gene Ontology annotation, molecular function: glucan 1,4-alpha-glucosidase activity. The record is from RefSeq and is a predicted model, not a curated record. NCBI's taxonomy places the organism in Eukaryota, Fungi, Ascomycota, Dothideomycetes, Venturiales, Sympoventuriaceae. The transcript is spliced from 3 exons.